ACUUAAUGUAAUUUCUAUUAAUUUAAAUCGGUAAUGCGUGAAAGUAUUAAAAAAGUGCAGUUUAAUUUGUGUGUCAUCACAAUUGCACAUUUUUGCGUGUAAACGCUACACGGAAUUGGACGCGCGAGUUCAAAUAAAAAAAGUAUUUAAUCAAGUGUAAAAUGAAUAAUGAUGCGAAAGAUAUUGAAUGCAAUGACUUGAAUGUGCGCUCUGCAUAUUUUUCCAAAAAUUCGAAAACCCCAACAACUACCAUACCAGCAGUGAGUAAUAAAGCUGCCGUGAAUACAGCAACAACAACGGGUACAGCAACUAUAACAUCAACGUCAUCGUUCUCAGCAACUGCAACUUCAAAUAAUCAAGCACAAAGAGUUGCAACAAAGGCAAAACAAGCUGUUAAAGGCAAUAACAAUAACCCCAACAGCAGUAGUAAAAAAUCAUCGGCUUCUGCUGUUAGUAGAGCAUACAAUUACACUGGCCCUCGCAUAGCAGCAGCAAAACAUUCAAUUGCAGUAGCAUUGCUCGCGCAGGAUUUAAAAAACGCUCAGCGCGAGAAGCGUGUUGCUAAGCAUGCAGCUGCUGUUGAUUUUACGCAGGAUUUGAUUACAACAACGCCAGCGUCUUCAGUGAAUCCUCCCACAACAUCGGCAAGUAGUAACACUGGCAACGCUAUUGACUUUUCAUCAAGUUCUACUUUUGCCGUUGCGCCGCCGCUCACUGUUGAGAACGCAGCAGCUGCGAUUGUAGCCGAGCUUAGUCAGCUUAAGAAGACGACGAGCAUCAGUAACAGCAACGCGAGGCUUAAGGUCAACAACAAUACCAACGCCACUGCCAAUACAACCAACAACAAAAAUAACAUAAACCGCAGCACAGCCACCAACAACAACAUUAAAAUGUCCAAAACGGCCGCAAACAAAACAGCUAACAGCGAAGCGGUUUCAGCUGCAGCGGCGGCUGCAACUGCUGCCUUUGUUACGGCCGGCACUACUACUACACCCACGCCCAUACCCGUUUCGUAUACAGCGCCACCUUUGACGACGGAAACGACAACUACCCCGAUAACGACCAAUGCGUCCGCUUCGUCGGGGGGCUGCCCAAAUGCUGGCAGCAGUGCCGUUAUAGCUAAUCCUGCGUCAACCGCCGGGUCUGCAGCCAAACUUAGAGCAGCUGUUGCAUCGGCGCCAUCGUCCGGGAACACGAAGAAAACUCGAGCAGCUUAUGCAGCCUUAAAGCGCCAAGUAGCCAUGCAACAACAGCAGCAGCAAACGGCCACCUCUGUAACAGGCUCGUCGCCUUCCGCUUCUUCAAUAAGCAGCCACAAGGAUUCCGCGAGUUUAAAAUUCGCAGCCACUACUUUGCUUAUGGGUGCUGCUGCCGAUGGCUACGCGGGCGCUGCUGUUGGUGCCUCAUCCUCCAGCUCACAAGCGCAGGUGCAGGCAGCAGCUGUUGCAUCCGCAGCGGCGGUGCUUAAGCAGAAACUCAAAGAUGCCGCCGCAUCAAAUGCAGCCGCCAAUCGCUCUGCAUCCUCUUCAACAUCAUCGAACUCCUCGUCACUCUCCUCCUCUGUGGGAAUUGUUCACGCUAUAUCAACAGCACUGCAGAACAUAAUUGCCACUGAUACGGAUACGGACACUGAUUUUUAUCCUCCACAGCCCGCUACCACAGACCUUUCAGAAUCUGAAGAAGAGUCCGUCUCGGAGAUCCUAUUGGCAUUCUUGUGUUUAAGGCCAGAUUUGCUGGAUGAUAUACCAGAAUCUGAUCCAGAUAGUUGUCCACACGAGGGUGGAGCACGGGAGGACGAAGACGAAACGGAAGAAGAAUCUGAAGAUUCUGAUGAAUCCGACGGCGAUGAUGAGGAGGAUGACGAAGAACUAGAUAUCCUGCAGGAUAAUGAUGCCGACGAUGAGGACAUCGACGAUGAGGAAGAUGAAGAUGCACCUGAAGUCAGUAAUUUUGAACGUUCGAGUAAUAUUUCCGCCCUGAAUGCAAAGGCACCUGUUUUGCGUCAUGCCACGCAUGCUAUUGACGAAACUAAGCAGGCGUUGACCAAAAUGAGAUGCGCCAAUAGCCCGCGUGAUAAGAGUAGUGGUUUUUCACGGUCCCUUGUCGCUGCCUGUACGGACAACGAUGUGAAUACGGUGAAGCGGUUGCUUUGCAAAGGCAAUGUCAAUCUGAACGAUGCUUCUGCAUCCACGGAUGAUGGCGAGUCUUUGCUGUCAAUGGCUUGUUCGGCUGGAUACUAUGAAUUGGCACAGGUCUUGCUGGCCAUGUCUGCUGCUCAGGUAGAGGACAAAGGACAAAAGGACUCAACACCACUUAUGGAAGCCGCAUCAGCUGGUCAUUUGGAUAUAGUCAAGCUUCUGCUCAAUCACAAUGCUGAUGUAAACGCACAUUGUGCAACUGGAAAUACACCCCUUAUGUUUGCAUGCGCCGGUGGACAUGUUGAUGUGGUAAAGGUUCUGCUGAAACAUGGCGCAAAUGUUGAGGAACAAAAUGAAAACGGGCAUACACCGCUAAUGGAAGCAGCUUCGGCUGGACAUGUAGAGGUUGCCAAGGUAUUGCUCGAACAUGGUGCCGGUAUCAAUACCCAUUCGAAUGAAUUCAAAGAGAGCGCCUUGACGUUGGCCUGCUAUAAGGGGCAUUUGGACAUGGUGCGGUUUCUGUUGCAGGCUGGCGCGGAUCAAGAACAUAAGACAGAUGAAAUGCACACUGCACUAAUGGAGGCAUCCAUGGAUGGACACGUUGAAGUAGCUCGCCUGCUUCUGGACUCUGGAGCACAGGUUAACAUGCCGACUGACUCGUUUGAGUCUCCUCUUACUCUCGCAGCUUGCGGUGGUCAUGUAGAGUUGGCUACGCUGCUUAUUGAACGUGGCGCCAAUAUUGAGGAGGUUAACGACGAGGGUUACACACCUUUAAUGGAGGCGGCCCGCGAAGGGCAUGAGGAAAUGGUAGCGCUUUUGCUCAGCAAGGGCGCAAACAUCAACGCCACUACUGAGGAAACUCAAGAAACUGCGCUUACCCUCGCUUGUUGCGGCGGCUUUAGUGAAGUGGCUGCUUUUCUUAUUAAAGAGGGCGCCAAUCUAGAACUGGGCGCGUCCACCCCGUUAAUGGAAGCAUCACAGGAAGGUCACACGGAUCUAGUGCGUUUUCUGUUACAAAAUAAAGCCAAUGUGCAUGCAGAGACGCAGACGGGUGACACUGCAUUAACGCAUGCCUGCGAAAAUGGACAUACUGAUGCGGCUGAGGUGCUUCUUUCCUAUGGAGCCGAGUUGGAACACGAGUCUGAGGGCGGUCGCACACCUCUGAUGAAAGCCUGCCGUGCCGGACAUUUGUGUACCGUGAAGUUUCUCAUACAGAAGGGAGCCAAUGUCAAUAAGCAGACGACCAGCAACGAUCAUACACCUCUCUCCCUUGCCUGCGCCGGUGGUCAUCAGUCGGUUGUAGAGCUUCUUUUGAAAAAUAACGCCGAUCCAUUCCACAAGCUUAAGGACAACAGUACCAUGCUCAUCGAGGCCUCUAAAGGUGGACAUACGCGUGUUGUGGAGCUGUUAUUUCGCUACCCGAAUAUUUCGCCGGUGAUAAAUUCGCAGACAAAGAUACAACAACAGCUGACAGCACCGCCGGGGCUCCAGGAGUUGUCCGAGGCGGCACGAGUAUCUAAUCAGCAGUUGUUCCAUCAGCAACAAUUUACUGGUAAUGGCGCCAAUAUUGUGGCCCUUGGUGCAGGAGAUUUCCUUGAUACAGGCGAGCUGCAAUUAACGGCAACGGGAGCAUCUUCAUCGGGUGCUACGAGUAACGAAGCAGGUUCGGAAGAAUAUGUGGCUGGCGUGGGAGGAAUCGAUUUAACCACACUGAGCGCCCAGCAGCAAGAGGGCCUGAUCGCAAAGUCGAGACUGUUCCAUUUGCAGCCCGGAUUUGAACAAGGGCUAGCACAAGCAACACUGCCGCCACCUGGACCACAAAGCAGUGGAUCUCAGCACCAAUCGCUGCCUUGCAAGCACUUUGACUUGGACAUGGAUCACAUCAAUUCAUUGACGCCACCACAGAAAGCACCACCAGCUCCGCCUGUGUUGCAUGCUGUAAGUCAAUCCAUGUUGCAGGUACAACAGCCGCAGCAGCUACAACCUCAUUUGAAAAUGAAGGGCUGUGGAGGUCGCAAACAUCGGCAAUUGCAUUUGGACAUGGAUGAUAUUGAGCUGCCGCGUCACCACCAGCAACAACUUGCUGGUGAGGUUCGGACACAGCCCCUGGGCGAAGAUCAGCAGCAAGAACUACAACAGCAGUAUAUGUGCGUAAGUGAGGAUCCGCGCCUUGUGCGACGUCGCAUCGGUUUUUUGCAAGAGGUUAAGAAAACCAGUGCAGCUGAACCACUCGAUGCAAACGAGUCUGAGGCUACAGCUGCUAUGAAAGGCACGGAUGGCACACUGUCAGCGUCUGGCGGUUCUUCAGAGUGUAACGCACAACUGUUAGCGAAAAACGCUGGCGGCGCUAAUGCGAAUAUAAGCACAAGCCCAAUCACCCACUCCUCGGAUGUGCUCCAGACCACUGCUAUAAGCGAUCGCCCUAAAGUAAAAGCAAGCAACAAGAACAAUCGCAAGCAGACAGGAGCGCAGUAUGCUAACGUUUUGCCGCUACAGCAAAAGCAAAUGGUGUCCAUCUACAAUAAUUUGCAAUUGCAGCAGCAACAGGAGCUGCAGCUGCACCAACAAAUGCAGCAUCAGCAGCUACAAUUGCAACUGCAGCAACAUCAGAAUCAGCGAACCCAACUUGAAAAUGCAACCACAGCCAGCACUAUACCGAUGGCAUUCUCGAAUUCGCCAGCUUCUCCGCUUGCGUCGCCUACAGGCACAGCUCCACAAGCAGUGGAGCAGCAACAGCAACUUCAUCUGCCCCCCCUAGAAGUUGGCGAAGCAGAAUCGCAUAAGACUCAAAUGGCUGAUUUUCGUGGCUUUCUCGAGACUGCUGUAAAUGAGUCAUUAACGCGUGAGCGCAACGAGUUGGGACUCAAUCCCGCAUCCGCUCCGCUGGGCAUGAAUGCGCCGCAGUUGAAAUUCCUUAAGGAUGGUUGGAUGUUGGGCGUGCAUAAUUUUUUUGGCGAACAUCCCAAAUCGCCUACUGAAACUCCCCCAGAAAUGGAAGAAACGAUCAUGGAGCAUAUGGAGCCGCGUUCUGAAAUGAAGAACUUAGCCACUUUGUGCUCAGCUGCAGCAGUUGCAGCAGCUGUGGUUGCUGCUCACAAGGAUGAAAUCAGCACUGAUCCGGAAAGCGAGGAUGAAGAGGGAAAUGCAGAUGGUGAAGGUGAGCCAGAUGUUAAUGCCGAUCCCGAUGCUGACGGCGAGGAAAACACAUUGCCACCCGAACCCAUUGAGUUGACCGAAGCAUUUUGCGACGAGGAAGACGAUGAUGAGGAGGAUGACACUAAUAGCGGUCCUAUUGAAAAGUCAAACUAUGACGAAGACGAUGCCGAUGUCGAUUACGUUGACGAAGAAGAUGAUGCUGGAGAAGAUUACGAUGAUGAGCUCUUUGUAAAUGAUAAUGUUUCGGUCGAUCAGAGCAACGGUGGCGGCGUCGAUAGUGCCGGCUGCAAGUCGGUAGCCGAUAAUCCUGCAAUACUACCAUCAAUUAAGAAUCGGAAAUUGUCAACUACACGGCUCGAGAACCUCAUCCUAUCGAAUGUGGCAAUUAAACCAGAAUGUGGCACUGUACCCCAGGGCCUAUGUGAUUAUAGGCAAGAUUUACGAACCUCAGAGCUUGUGCAUGUGCUGCCCCAGAUUAGCAACAUAAAAGCAGCUGCAGCGAAUAAUGCUGCGCUAAGUGUGUUACAGCAGCAGCUUGCUGCAGCGCAGGCGGCAGCGGCGCAGGCUAAAGCUGCGCUUAAACAUCAUCAGGAGACCGAGCACCAACAUCAAUGCGAUGACGAAGCCUCUGUGAGCGCAGGCUCUGGUAGCGACUUUUACCCCGGGCUGGAGCGUUUUGCCACCGAUGGUGGUGAUGGCGGUCAUUAUGACAUUGCGGUUGAAAUGGAGGAUAUAUUCCAGGUACUUCCGAAUGCUAACGAACCAACUCUUCAGGAGCUGGCCAGCAAUCUGAACUAUCCUGAGCUGGCGGAAUUUAGUCUCAAUCAAAUGUGCAAAGGCCGCUUUGCAAGCAACUGGACAGAUUCACCGGCCAAGUGGAGUAGUCAGGAACAAAUGCUGGCGGCAGCACAUACACAGGGGUUGCUAAAUAGUAGCGAUUCCCAGCAACAAGAUCCACAGCGCCAAGCAAAUUUAGUCCUGCUAGACUAUCCCAUGCAGCAGAGGUUUGCCGAUCCCGACGAACUGCACCUGCAGCCAACAACAGUUUCGCUUUUGCCCUUUUCACCAGAAGAUGCGGCCGCUGCUGUUGCCGCGCAUCAGCAACAACAACAGCAACUGCAUCCAACACUGCCACCGUCUGCAAACUUCGUCUAUAAUGUGGAGGGCAGUGAUAAAUCAACUCCACCUGUGCAAUUGCUUUUCCAGCUUCCACCAGCACUAACACAACAACCACAACCAGGCGACCAUCAGCCCUCAGAUACCCAGCAAUUGCAGCUACAACAUGCAGAGCAACAGCUGCAGGAACAACAAAAACAGCAGCUAUAUCAACAUCGCUCGCCAACGCUGCGCGAUGCCGAACGACUACUUCAGCAACAGCAACAAACCGAGCUGGAGCAGGUCGCUCAGGAGCUACUCCUGCAACGCCAGGCUGGUGGCAAUCAGGGACCUAUGAGUCAGGCCCUGAAACAGAAACAUUUUAACUUGCAGGAACAACUGUUAUUGCAUCCACCACCUCACUUACAGACGCAAACAUGUAUGCAGCAUACUCAGCAGGUGCAGGUUGGCACACAGACGCACCCAUCGGUCGUUGUGCCGCAUGCAACGGCACAAUAUGCGCAGUUUGCAUUGCAGCAACAACAGCAACAGCAUCAACAACAACAACAUCAACAACCAAAUGAGUUAUCCAUUUGGCCCAUGGCGGCAUCUGUACCAACAGGAGGAGGAGUCAGCUCCAAAUCCAUGCCCGGUGGUAUUGCUAAGAAAGCUAUUGACAAACAAUCGCGAAAGGAUAGACGCUGCUCCGGAUUCAGACAAACACCGGCUGGAAGUCAAGUGAAUACCAAUCAGCAUCAGCAACCACUACCGCAACAGCAACCACAACUGCAGAAUCAAUUGACUGGUGCCGCAGCUGGCCUGGAGAAAACCAUAGAAAUUGAUUCAGAGACGGAAUCAAAUCAUGAUACGGCACUUACAUUGGCCUGCGCCGGUGGGCACGAGGAGUUGGUGGAGUUGCUCAUUAUGCGACACGCGAGGAUUGAACAUCGGGACAAGAAGGGAUUUACUCCACUUAUAUUGGCCGCGACCGCUGGCCACGAAAAGGUCGUCGACAUAUUGCUUAAGCACAACGCAGAGCUGGAGGCGCAGUCAGAACGCACCAAAGAUACGCCUCUAUCGCUUGCCUGCUCUGGUGGGCGUUACGAGGUUGUGGAACUCUUGUUAAGCAAAGGCGCAAACAAGGAGCAUCGCAAUGUGUCCGACUAUACACCCCUUAGCUUGGCCGCCAGUGGCGGUUAUGUAAACAUUAUUAAGCUGCUACUCAGUCAUGGGGCUGAGAUUAAUUCACGCACCGGUAGCAAACUGGGCAUCUCGCCCCUUAUGCUAGCUGCCAUGAACGGCCAUACAGCGGCUGUAAAAUUGUUGCUUGAUCAAGGAUCGGACAUAAAUGCACAAAUUGAGACAAAUCGCAAUACGGCGUUGACCCUUGCUUGCUUCCAAGGACGACAUGAGGUAGUAAGCCUGCUUCUAGAUCGUCGUGCCAAUGUGGAGCAUCGUGCAAAGACGGGCUUGACGCCGCUUAUGGAGGCUGCUUCUGGUGGUUAUAUUGAAGUGGGGCGCGUGUUACUCGACAAGGGCGCGGAUGUAAAUGCCGCACCCGUACCCACUUCGCGCGACACUGCGCUGACCAUUGCAGCCGACAAGGGGCAUCAAAAGUUCGUAGAGCUUCUGCUCUCAAGAGGUGCCUCUGUAGAGGUUAAGAACAAGAAAGGCAACUCUCCGCUGUGGCUGGCUGCCCACGGGGGCCAUCUAAGUGUGGUGGAGUUGCUAUAUAAUCACAAUGCGGACAUUGAUUCGCAGGAUAAUCGACGGGUAUCUUGUCUCAUGGCCGCUUUCCGCAAAGGUCACACCAAGAUUGUUAAAUGGAUGGUGCAGUAUGUGUCACAAUUCCCUUCAGAUCAGGAGAUGAUUCGUUUCAUUGGUACAAUAAGUGAUAAGGAGCUGAUCGAAAAGUGCUACGAUUGCAUGAAGAUUCUACGCUCCGCCAAAGAGGCGCAGGCUGUAAAAGCCAACAAAAACGCGUCCAUACUGCUUGAGGAGCUCGAUCUAGAGCGUACUCGCGAGGAAAGUCGUAAAGCCGCAGCAGCAAGACGCCGAGAGCGAAAGAAAAAGAAGAAAAUGGAGAAGAAGGAAGAAAAGCGACGUCAGCAACAGGCCAGUAAUGGCAGCGUCUUGGGCGAUGAUAUGAAUGCCGAAGAUGACUGCGAUAGCGAUAAGGAUGACGACAGCGAUAAAGACGAGGAAGACGAAGAGGUUCCACCGCCACGCGAAGAAGGUGACUCUGGUAUUGAUCAAGGCUCCUGUUCUAGUGGUGAUACAAAGGCUGCACGCGGUAAUGUCGCACAGGGGGAAAGCAAUAACAAUAAUAUGAGCCAGACAAAGAAAUCUAAAAAGCAAAAAAAUAAAGCGCAGGCGAACCCUCAACCACCAGCAUCGUCAAGUGACACAGCAACUGAGAAAUUGCCAAAGGUACAGGCAACUACAUCUGCAACCGCAAUGGCUUGUAAAAGUACGGUACCAGCGAAAAAGACCCCAACAAUCGAGGGUGUAAAAACAACCAGCCAGCAAGUGCAUUUACGUGCGCAAAUCAAGAAGGAAGACCAGACAAACAGAAAAAAAGAAACGGCAAACAAGCGGGAAAAGGAGAACCUAGCGCCCAAAGAGUCCUUAUCAGUACCGUUCAAGCAGCACCAGUUAACUACUAACCCUGCUAUCAAGGACAAGUUAAUAAGCAGUGAGUCCGCCACCAACAUUUCCUCUAGCAGCCAGCGAAAGGCCCCAUCUCACUCAUCCACGCUGCAGAAGCAUGAAGAUCCUAAGAGCAGUAACAGUGCACCGGCAGUUGGCAAGCGUUGCGAAGUCGAUGGUUGGAAGGAGGUAGUGCGUAAGAGCUCCACACAACAAACGGCAGUCACUGGUGCUAUGGCAUCAAGCCAAAGCGGCGCCAACCCUAAUGCUCUCAGCUCAAACAUGGCUCCAAGCAAUUCUUCCACCAGUGUAAGCAACGUCAAUACUUGUAACAACAAUAAUUGUAGCACCAACAACGCUGUCACAUCGAGCAACAGCUCUUCAUCGUUGCCAGCCGCCCCUGAAAUGACCUGUAAAAAGGUACAGGUGCCUGUCAACGCCAUAUCGCGAGUAAUUGGACGCGCUGGCAGUAACAUUAAUGCCAUACGCGCCACCACUGGAGCCCAUAUUGAAGUCGAGAAGCAGGGCAAAAAUCAAUCGGAAAGGAGCAUUACAAUUAAGGGCCUUACUGAUGCCACGAAACAGGCGCACAUGCUCAUCUUAGCGCUUAUCAAAGACCCUGAUGUAGAUAUACUGCAAAUGUUGCCACGUAUAAACACUAGCAUUAAGGCAGCUACAACAAUAAGUACACCAACGUCUGGUACAUCAACGACAACUAUGACUGUUGGCACUUGGGAUAACAAGACUGUUGCUAAUGCUGUUUCGGCACAUUCGCAACACAACACUAGCAACUUCUCUUCAGCAGCCUCCACCACAUCGACAUCAUCCAGUUCUUCGGCCAGUUCUACACCUGGUUCAUUCAAUAAUUUGCCAAACAACGGCAGCAAGCAGCAGCAACUGGCAGUAGGUUGUGGCAGCAGCAAGGCCCAGUCCACUCGUGGUGGUACUACAAAAUCAUUGGGCGCUACUAACAAAUCUAACGCCCCAUCUGGUGGCUCCCGAGGCGGCCAAGUGAACAAGGCCUACUUUACACAGCAGCAAACUACGCGUGGGAAUACGCCAGCCAAUGGUGUCACCACGAAGUCAACAAAGCAGGAAAGCACACAGCUAAAUAAGUCAAGUACAUCUACUUCGAAUAGUUCUAUGCCAGUCAAGAGCUCGGGCCAGGGGAAAUCCUCAACAACAUCGCAGAGCUUUGUCAUAAAGGGAACGUCUAGUGGUGGCACACAGUCUACGUUGGCUAGCGCCGCUUCGCCCAAGAAGUUGGACUCUGGACGCGGCAGCGGUGUUGUGGCGCCCUACGGACGCGGGAAGCCGGUUACAAAUGUCACAGCAUCUACGUCUACUUCCCAAUUAGGUAAUGCAGGAAACAACAAUACAUUGGCUGGACCAAUAGGCACAUUUAAUGCGGCCGACGUAGCUGCUGUUAAUGCAGCUGCGGCAGCAGCAGCUGCCGCUGUUUCAAACAACACCAACAACAUAAACAGUAGCAGUAAUGUUAAAGCACGCGCGGUUACUCCCAUAGCGCCUCCCAACAAGCGAUCUAGUUCCCCAUUGCAAACGCAGCAACAGCAGCAGAAACACCAGCCGCAACAUACGCCGUCUACCAGUAGCCAACAGAAUCUGGUAAUCAACACCAACAUACUCAAUGAUAUAAUGGCUGUCAAUGCGAAUACUACCAAUGACAGUUUUGGAGCCCAACUCGCAGCCAAGCUGUCCAGCGCCUAUUCGCUAUUCAGCGACUAUCAUCAGUCGCAAUGGGGCAAGCUAGUGGGUGGCGAUAGUGCACAAUGUAGUAAUGUCAGUGGCGUUAAUUCCAUUGUAGGCGAUGUGUUGCCACAGGCGGAUGCCUCAAAGGCACCCGGUUACAAUCGCAACAUUCUUAGUUCGCCCGUGGGCAGCUCCAAGGCCUCGUCCAAUCAUUCGACCUCGCCACCAGUUGGUAAUGUCAUCCAGCAACAACAGCAGCAAAACAACAAUGGCAGUAACAGUGUGCAACAGGCACUUAACAUAAUUACCACGAAUGCCGCAGGUGCAACAUCUGCCAGCAGUGGCGGUUCGACAGCGGCUAGAUCACCACUAGUUACUGAUAAUGCAUCAGCAGCAGCAGCAGUCAAUGCAACAGUGAACGGCAGCCAGGGCGUAGGCGAUGGAAACAAUGUGCCCACAGGGCACUCGCCUGGGGUUAUAAAGCCGCCUACAGCGCCAAUUCAGCGACCAGGACCCGGACCCGUAGGCAGUCAAAUUCAAAUGCCAGCAUCGGGUUCAGAGCCUUCGCAGGGUAAUAUAAACUUCGGCGCCAUUGGCUCUACCGCAACAUCGACGGUUGCUUCUGUGGCACCACCAAAUAUGAUUGACAGACAACAGCAGCCGAACCUUCAACGUUUACUUUAUGAUAACAAAGUGGGUAACACAGCUCAGCCGAUGAAUUAUGCUAUGGACCCGGGCUCGGCUUAUAUUGUUGAUGGAAAUAUACUGCGUAUAAAUACUAGAGGCGCCGUGUUCUCACAGGCAGGUAACGGCAAGAACCAACAACAAGCGCAAGGCAAUCAACAGCAGGCCCAGGCGGCAGCAGUCGCGCAGUCCAAUAUGUUUCAGUCGCGACAGGGGGCAGGUGGAGGUCGACAGCCAGGUGUUCCAGGACCCGGACCGCAGCGGUGGUACGGCGGCACCCUGGAGUAUCCUGCAUACAGCGGGCGUGACAUAUUGCAUUUGGAAAAUGGAGCCAUGGCUGGCAUGAGCUCACCAUCUGCCAUGUCACCUAAUCACGAUGACAUACGCAAGAUGCCGCGCCCUAUUGGCACGGAGCGGGCCUCAUGGAAGUACAAUAACUUUAAUGUUGCCACCACGGCCUUGAAUAUGGACGAUGGAUUGGCCACUGUGCUGCCACCCUGGGCCCACGAGCCGAAGGCUCAGCCGCCAGGAUUACAGCAGCAGGCCCAGCCUCCAAACUGGAUGAAACAACAACCUUAUCGGCCUUAUAACAAUGCUUGCGCACCAUAUCCCCAGCAGCCGCAACAUGAAGCAAUGAAUUCUUCACAACAGAUGCCAAUGGACUAUCCACACAUGCAACCGCAGCACAAUAUUGGGCAGAGCCAGCAACGCGUUAAUAUGAUGCAGGCCUCGUACGGCUUUCAACAUUUCGUUGGAGCACCCGGCGCCGCUGACAUGCCAGCACACAUGCCCGAAAAGGUGGAAUCUUGGGACCACCAUGAGAAACACCAGCCUUGGACCACUUAUACAACAAACUGGUCGAAUUGAUGUUCCAACAGCAACAAACAGCGUCCGUUUAAAUUAAACAGGACGUCACAAGCAAGCAGUAAAUGAAAAAAUCAAAGAAAUCUGUUACCUCUGACCUAUAUGAUGAUACUCAAAAGGUGACAGGGUAAUCACGACAAGGACGAAACAAAUCUGAAAUUGCGACAACUACAAAACUAACAACAACAGGCGGCAAUUAUUGUUGCACACACAAAUUUAAGAAUGCAAAUUUUGUAACCGUUUUUUUUUUACGUUUUCUAUUCGGCUAACCCCCUCCCCAUGAAAAACACGUUCUUUGCUUCGUUUUUUAUUUUCGAUAUUGAUGUUUAGAUUUGGGGGUGUUUAAAUUCGCUGGUAAUCUGAAAUUAGGCACCACGCAAACAUACCUAUACGAAUUCACAGCCACACCAAUACAAGACAGAAUAAAUGGAAAAAUAUAUACAUUAUUUAUUUUAAAAGAUAAUUCAAUAUUUUGUUGAAUGAGAAACAUGAAGUAAAUUAUUGUUUCGGGUGAAUACACAACCAUGCAUAUAAAUACUUACACACACACACACACAUAUACAUACAUACAUAUAUAUUUAAUUUUAAGAUAGAAAUCAGUCUUAUGAAUGAAAUUUUAACGUUUAAUUAGCGGAAGCAAAGCUAAAAUGAGUUACAUAUAUAUUUAAAAAUAAAAGCGAGAAAUGAAUUUCAAAUUGUGAAUCAA
This is a messenger RNA of Scaptodrosophila lebanonensis, 13002 nucleotides long. RefSeq names its product ankyrin repeat and KH domain-containing protein mask (gene mask). The coding region runs from base 162 to 12299 and encodes 4045 amino acids. The transcript has 18 exons. NCBI's taxonomy places the organism in Eukaryota, Metazoa, Arthropoda, Insecta, Diptera, Drosophilidae. Gene Ontology annotation, molecular function: protein binding; RNA binding. Gene Ontology annotation, cellular component: cytoplasm. Gene Ontology annotation, biological process: innate immune response. The record is from RefSeq and is a predicted model, not a curated record.